Notechis scutatus (mainland tiger snake) is the source of this 566-nucleotide messenger RNA. The record is from RefSeq and is a predicted model, not a curated record. Lineage: Eukaryota; Metazoa; Chordata; Lepidosauria; Squamata; Elapidae.
GAGAAGGCCAACCUACCUUCAAGGAGCUGGCAGCCGGGUCCCAACGCCCGCCCCCUUUGUGAAGAGGGGAGCAGGCGCUGCCCCCCUUGGUAGCAGCGCCUCCCUCUGUCCCGCAGAAGAAGAAGAGGUGGACAAGAUGAUGGAGCAGAAGAUGAAGGAGGAGCAGGAGCGGAGGAGGAAGAAGGAGAUGGAAGAGCGCAUGUCCCUGGAGGAGACCAAGGAGCAGAUCCUGAAGCUGCAGGAGAAGCUCCAAGCCCUGCAGGAAGAGAAACAUCAGCUCUUCCUCCAACUCAAGAAAGUCCUCCACGAAGAGGAGAAACGCCGUCGCAAGGAACAAAGUGAUAUGACCACCUUGGCAGCGGCUGCCUACCAGCAGGGGAUGGCUGUGCAUGCUGGGACCCACAUCCUCAACAUGCAAGGGAGCCCAGGUGGGCACAACAGGGCUACCACCCUCAUCCCGGCAGAUCGUGCCAAGCAGAUGUUCGGGCCGCCGGUUAUCACGGUAAAGACCCCACCGGGGGGGAUCAAACAGAGGGGGGGGGGGGCGGCCUGGGGAUUACUCAAAA